Messenger RNA from Homalodisca vitripennis (glassy-winged sharpshooter), 2269 nucleotides. Its product is annotated as ADP-ribosylation factor-like protein 13B. Gene Ontology annotation, molecular function: GTP binding; GTPase activity. Gene Ontology annotation, biological process: non-motile cilium assembly; receptor localization to non-motile cilium. Bases 756 to 2111 code for a protein of 451 amino acids. Gene Ontology annotation, cellular component: non-motile cilium; ciliary membrane. The record is from RefSeq and is a predicted model, not a curated record. The transcript is spliced from 10 exons. NCBI's taxonomy places the organism in Eukaryota, Metazoa, Arthropoda, Insecta, Hemiptera, Cicadellidae.
UGUCGACACAACCUAAUAAUAAAAACAAGAAAUGUACGUGCAGUUGUUCGCAUGCGCUUUUCGGUUUUGCUUUUAUAACAAUAUUGGCUACCACUAAUAUGGAAUUAAAAACAAGUAACGUACUUUUUAGUCAGCGCUUCAUGCUAUAAGAAAUUAGGCCUAAUUGUUCGUAGAAAAUUGAUAUUAAAUUUGCUUUUUGAGUUAUCAAAACAUUUUAAAACCAUAAUAUUAUCGAAAAAUAUUAGAUUGUUUAGCUUUUUAUACUAUUUAAUCUUUUAAGGCUAAGGGUUUGCUUUCUAUAAAAUAAUUAAAACCCGCAUUUAGUUAACAAAUAUAUAACGAAACCAAAAAUUAUUUCACGAAAGUUGAUAACGGAUAUUAUGGCUCUAAGCAUGUGCGUACAAAAGCAUUAGCUCGACAAUGAUUCCGUCACCAUCAGCUGUUUGACGGUGUUGUGUACCUUCUGUCAAUAGGUUGCCAUAGAAACUGCAAAACAAGGGCUAUACGAAAAUGUAUUGCUUUCAGUGGUCAUGACACAAUAUUUGGGAAGAAAUUAUGCCUCUGGUAUAAUGUGUCACGUGACUAAAAUUGAGUUCGUAUUCAGCUUACUUUUGUUUACAUGAAUCAUGCCGUGUUUAUAAUUUUCUGGCAUUUUUGUAAUGGACUGUACUAAAUGGACUAUGAUACUUGUGUUAGAACUAUGAGUUAAGAGUUCAAUGACUGUCUGAAAAUGAUGUUAUAUUUAGUCAGACGCUAUGAGUUGUAAAUGGUGCUGUUUUCCUGUGGAUUGUUCCUGUCCCAUAGGUUUAAUAAGAAGAUAUUCUUCAAGGGCUAAAAACAGGAAAAUAGUGCUGUUACUAGUUGGUUUGGACAAUGCAGGAAAAUCCUCAACUGCAAAAGGAUUGGCUCGAGAACCUGUUGAUGACACAGUUCCAACUGUAGGAUUUAACUCCAUUACGCUUAAGCACCGAGGCUUCACUGUACUCAUCUAUGACCUAGGUGGCAGUUCACAGAUCAGAGGCAUCUGGCACAGGUAUUUUGUUGAUGUCCAUGGAAUCAUCUUCGUUGUCGAUGCCAGUGAUCUGUUGAGAAUUGAUGAGAGCAGAAAAGUGCUCGAGGAACUGUUGGCUCACGAUAAACUUGCUGGGAAGCCCUUGUUGUUACUGGCAAACAAACAAGACCGGGAGGGUGCUCUGGACGAGAUUGACAUCGUGGAAAGGCUAAAUGUGGAAAGCUUAGUGAACCAGCAGAAGUGUCCUACGCUGGUGGAGACAUGCUCUGCUGCUGGCGCCCCUGGUGGCCACAAGCCACACCUUGACAGCGGCAUCCAAAAUGGCUACCGGUGGCUGAUGAGACGGAUUAUCAGUGACUACGACCUGCUGAAUGCUCGUGUGGAGCAGGACAUGGAGAAGGAGAGGCUAGUCCACGAGGCCGAGCGGCAGGAGUGGCUGAAGCGGCAGGACACGGAUCAUCAGAUAGACAGCAUUCCUUCCGAGUACGAGGAGAACCCUUUCAAACCCAUCAGCACGUUGGUGAACGGUCAUGUGUCGAAGUUGACCACGGAGAAUCACGUUAACGGGCAUGUGGUGCAAGUGGAACCCCUAUCAGAGUCAGGGUCUAAUGAUAGUCCAGACGGUAGCAGUCACACUGUGGAGGAGGAAGGGGUGUACAUCCCCCUCCACAGUCCUACCUCCCCCUCUCCACCCACCCCUCACGAGCCUGAUGUACUUGUUGUCAGUCAGCCACAGCCAGCUGACGUCGUCCUUGCUGUUAAAGAGCAAUUUGAAUGGAAGAUGCAGAAACAAAAGAAAAAACUUCUGGUACUUCGAUCCAACCGCACAGCUCCCACUUCUGCCAAAUCCUUUGCAGGGGAGAGAGUAUUGCCUCCGCUCAAGACCACUGGAGCUUGCAACUGGGCCAGACCUAGCACAGCCAAGUCCCUCCCUUCACAAGGAUGGGGACUAGGCCUGUCCUUGGAGGAGGUAAACCCUCCACAGGACAGUUCUCUCAAGCUGGAAGUCCUCCAGUCUGCCAGGACUCUGGCCACGACCUCCGGAUCAGACACAGAUGACAAUGAUGUCAUCUGUGUCAAGAGCUCUGGCAGCAGCUGAUCUCUUCACUGUGGUGGCCAUACUCGUGUAACACACUCCCUCAACUGUCAAUGCCCUCCACACUAUCUAGUCAACAGAGGAUCUCCACAACUCCAGUGAUAUUUUGUAGAUUUUUUAUUUUUGUAUAUUUUGCAAACUAAAUAUAGUUUCUUGUUUUA